AUGUGUUUGCAAAUGCUAAAAGACUGUGUAUCUUGCUCUAUCCCAGUGCCUGAUGACCUCUCAAUUGAAGAAAGAGAAGAGCUUUUAAAUAUUCGUCGCAGGAAAAAAGAACUUAUUGAUGAUAUUGAGAGAUUAAAAUUUGAAAUUGCUGAGGUUAUGACAGAAAUUGAUAAUCUGACUAGUGUAGAAGAAAGCAAAACUACACAGAGAAAUAAGCAAAUAGCCAUGGGAAGGAAGAAAUUCAACAUGGACCCUAAAAAGGGAAUACAGUUUCUGAUAGAAAAUGACCUCCUGCAGAACACUGCAGAAGACAUUGCACAGUUCCUUUAUAAAGGAGAAGGAUUAAAUAAAACGGUAAUUGGAGAUUACCUCGGUGAAAGAGAUGAAUUUAAUAUUAAAGUUCUUCAGGCUUUUGUUGAACUCCAUGAGUUCGCUGAUCUCAAUCUUGUACAAGCCUUAAGGCAGUUUUUGUGGAGCUUCAGACUCCCAGGAGAGGCUCAAAAAAUUGAUCGUAUGAUGGAAGCUUUUGCUUCGCGGUAUUGCCUUUGUAACCCCGGAGUCUUCCAGUCUACAGAUACAUGCUACGUGCUUUCAUUUGCCAUCAUUAUGUUAAAUACCAGUCUGCACAACCACAAUGUAAGAGAUAAACCAACAGUAGAGAGGUUUAUUUCUAUGAAUCGUGGCAUUAAUGAAGGUGGAGACCUUCCAGAAGAAUUACUACGGAAUUUGUAUGAAAGUAUUAAGAAUGAGCCGUUUAAAAUUCCAGAGGAUGAUGGGAAUGAUCUAACGCAUACAUUUUUUAAUCCAGAUAGAGAAGGUUGGCUGCUGAAAUUAGGGGGAAGAGUGAAAACAUGGAAACGGAGAUGGUUUAUUCUGACUGAUAAUUGCCUGUACUACUUUGAAUACACAACAGACAAAGAACCUAGAGGAAUUAUUCCAUUAGAAAAUCUUAGCAUAAGAGAAGUUGAAGACCCUAGAAAACCAAACUGCUUUGAACUCUAUAACCCCAGUCACAAAGGUCAGGUAAUUAAAGCAUGUAAAACUGAAGCUGAUGGCAGAGUGGUGGAAGGGAACCAUGUGGUGUAUAGAAUAUCUGCUCCCACCCCAGAGGAAAAGGAAGAGUGGAUUAAAUCUAUCAAAGCAAGCAUCAGCAGGGAUCCCUUCUAUGAUAUGCUGGCAACAAGGAAACGAAGAAUUGCAAAUAAGAAAUAA
Chaetura pelagica (chimney swift) is the source of this 1212-nucleotide messenger RNA. It is a transcript of the gene CYTH3, whose product is annotated as cytohesin 3. NCBI's taxonomy places the organism in Eukaryota, Metazoa, Chordata, Aves, Apodiformes, Apodidae. Gene Ontology annotation, biological process: regulation of ARF protein signal transduction. The transcript has 12 exons. Gene Ontology annotation, molecular function: guanyl-nucleotide exchange factor activity. Bases 1 to 1212 code for a protein of 403 amino acids. The record is from RefSeq and is a predicted model, not a curated record.